GUUCUCUUGUCAAGACAUCCUUCAACCUGCUGCUGCACGAGCGACUUGAAUCUGAUCAUCAUAAAACGAGAUGGCGUCAGCUCUUCCUCUCGUUGUGCUCCUCUGUUUGGCCGUGUCUGCUGCUGCAGUCUGUCGUCCAGGCUGGACUCGGUUUGGGUCACGCAGUUUCAUCGUUCAAUGCAGAAAACUGACGGCGGCUGAUGCAGAGCUCAACUGCAUCCGCCGUGGUGGGAACCUGGCCUCAAUCCACAACAUCCGUUAUCACAACUGGAUCAGGGGAUUGGUCAGAAGAACCUGUGGCUCCAAUGAAUUCACCUGGAUCGGGCUGUCUGAUGCAAUUCAGGAGGGAAAGUGGCUGUGGACUGAUGGGUCGAAGUUUGUCUUCAGUCGCUGGGGUCGCGGGGAGCCCAACAACCAGGGUGGUAAAGAACACUGUACCCACAUCAACUUCAGAGAGGACUAUUGGAAUGACGUACCCUGUAAUCUCAGGUAUCCUUCUGUUUGUGUGAGGAGACGUUGAUGCCUCCGUCCUCCAUCUGCCCUCCUGUGUACCGACAUGAUGCCACUUCCACCAUGACGACGUUACUUUGUCUUUGAUGUUACACUUAAAUAAGAGCAACUUUCUCUGAUGAUUCACUUUUCAUUUAAUUCUUCAAUCAAAAUCCAGCAUAGGAAAUUGCCUCAUUAAACUAUGAUUCAACAUUUUUGAUUUUUUUCUCUUUUACUGUCAUAUAUUCACUAUCUUUCAUUUCAAUCACAAUCAGUACAAAAAAAUAAAAAUAUACAGAAAUAAAAAUAUUCUUUAAGCAUAA
Acanthopagrus latus (yellowfin seabream) is the source of this 812-nucleotide messenger RNA. Its product is annotated as galactose-specific lectin nattectin-like. NCBI's taxonomy places the organism in Eukaryota, Metazoa, Chordata, Actinopteri, Spariformes, Sparidae. Gene Ontology annotation, molecular function: signaling receptor activity. Bases 71 to 520 code for a protein of 149 amino acids. The record is from RefSeq and is a predicted model, not a curated record. The transcript has 7 exons.